AUGAGGCUCUCGGCGCCUUGCCACUCGAUCGGGUGGUUGUUCGUCUGCUUCUUCGCCUGGAGCAUAGUGGCAGACAAUCGCUCACAGCCCAUCUCAAUCUUCCGUUCGAGGCCGGACCUUGUGUCUCCUAUUCUGACAGUCUUCACGAGAAUCCCGGAGAAGCAGGCGCCGGGGUAUUAUUUUGUAUCACCGUACCAGCAAAUCCAGGAAUCCGUACACAUUUACGAUAAUGACGCGAAUCUGGUGUACAGCGGGUUUGGAAGCGCCGGACCCGGCAUCUCUCACGCACCUCAAACAUGCAUGUACAAAGGCGAGGUCCAUCUGUGCUUCUACCAAGGCACCCAGAUGGUCGGAUGGGGUCACGGUCAUGGCAUCAUCAUGGACAAGCACUACCGAAUCGUCAAGUCCGUCGAACCUGGAAGCUAUCAGGCGUCGUCGGACAUGCACGAAUUCAGGCUGAUCAACGACGGGAAAUCGGCGCUCAUGACGCAGUAUCUCCGCAGUGUUUACGAUUUAUGCCCCUGGAAACUUUGCGACGGUCUCGGCUACAUCCAGCAGGGAGCGUUCCAGGAAGUCGAUGUCGACUCGGGCAAAGUCUUGUUCGAAUGGCAAAGUUUGGACCACGUCGACCCCUCUGAGAGCUAUGUCGACCCAGGCACCACCGAAAUCAGUGGCUCUGGUGAGGCGCCCCGGAGCCCUUGGGACUACUUCCACGUCAACUCAAUCGACAAGAACGAAGACGGUGACUACUUGAUUUCGGCGCGGCACGUGUCGGCGGUAUACAAAAUCUCGGGCGUCGAUGGUCAUGUCAUCUGGAGGCUGAACGGCGCCAAGUCGGACUACUAUCUCAAUGGCUUUUCGUUCUCUUUCCAGCACGACGCGCGAUUCAUCUCCGACAACGCAACACACACAGUCAUCUCGCUGUUUGACAACGGGUCCAACGGCUUCAACCAGACCCAGCCUCAUUCGACCGGCCAGAUCAUCAGACUUGACCACCAAACCAAAGUCGCCACUUGCCUGUUGAACCUGGACCCUCCGUUUGUCGACGGCCACGCGCACAUUUCCAAGUCGCAGGGCAAUUUCCAACAACUCCCAAACGGCAACAUUGUCAUGGGAUGGGGCAACGACGCCUUCUGGACCGAAUACACGUCCGACGGCGAGAUCGUCUUCUACGGCGCGCUCGGAUGGAGCAACGUGAUGAACUACCGCGUGCACAAGUUCGACAACUGGGUCGGACUACCGCUGACCAAGCCUGCGCUGUGGACGUACUCAAAGGCCGGCGACGAGAUGAUGAUGUACGUUUCGUGGAACGGCGCGACCGAGGUCAAAUCGUGGCGCCUGUACGGAGCAAGUUCCAAGGACGGGCCGUGGGAGGAGAUUGAGAGUGCACCCAAGACCGGGUUCGAAACGGUGCUCAAACACGACUCAACAUACACGUUUGCGUACGCGGAAGCCUUGGACAAGGACGACCAGGUCCUGGGCGCUUCGGCUGUGGAGAAGGUCUUUACCCCCCCGGCGCAGAUGGUCGAAUACUGCGACGAUGUGGCGUGCCGCUUCAUGCCGAACAACGAGGAGCGCGAGAAGGAACGGCAGCAAAAGGCCGAGGAGCAGAGGCAACGCGAGGAGGAAGAACGUCUCGCGGAGGAAGAACGUCUCGCGGAACACGCCAAAGAGCAAGCGAGGAAGCGGGCCGAGAUGUAUGGCGGCGCGUUUGGCGGUCUGGCUGUGCUCCUCAUCUUGAUUAUCGUUUUGGCUACGAGGAACUUUGCCUCUCGGCCGGUCCACGCGCUGGUUCAUCGUGCCUAUGCCAUUCUUCGGACCAAGCUGGGCAAGGCGACCGGGAAAGACGUGGGUGCGGGUGUCGGGUACAAGGCACUUCCUCUGGAAGAACAAGACAGUGCCAGAGUGCCUAUGGUAUCGGAUCCUUCAUGA
Exophiala spinifera is the source of this 1932-nucleotide messenger RNA. RefSeq lists its product as uncharacterized. The transcript has 3 exons. The coding region runs from base 1 to 1932 and encodes 643 amino acids. Lineage: Eukaryota; Fungi; Ascomycota; Eurotiomycetes; Chaetothyriales; Herpotrichiellaceae. The record is from RefSeq and is a predicted model, not a curated record.